CAGUAUUCACAUUUGAUCAGCUCAAACAUACGAAGUUUUCACAGAUUAACUCACCUUGUAGCCACGGGGAGCGCUCAAUUCAAAUGGACAGUUGAUCCGACCAUAUCCGCUGAUAUAAUCAAUUUAGACCAAUUAAUCGUCGUCGGGGCAACGCUAAACAAUGUUGGUUUGCCCUCGGUUUUAGGUUAGUGUUAACUGGUGGCCCAAGCAGUUCGAACGUUAAGAGGAUCCCUAGCAUUUUUUGCAUUUUAUAACUUUUAGGACUUUCAAAUUCAAAAUGGGUUGCAAUUCAAGUUCACCGGCCCCAGCCGAUGGUAGUAGAGCGAAGCAAGAAGUGAAACCACAGCCACGGGAUGAAAAAAUAGAAGAUAACCAAGUCACCAUUGAUAUGAAAGAAGGAGGUGAAGUUCAAAAAACCGAAGAAGAAGGUCGCAUCUACGGAAUGACGUCACAAGAUACAUCGCAGGAACCAGAAGAGACACCGCAAGCUUCAAUGUCAAGUGAUCGCUGGCCGCAGAACUUUGUUGAACCCGAAGGUUUGCAGUGCAGUGUUGAAGAUGAAGGUGUCACUCCAGAACAACACGAACCCGAACCAAAAGUUGUGGAAAACACUGCAGUAGAGGAAUCACAAAAUGUCGAAGAGUCACAAACAGUAACAGAAACAGAAACAAAUGACACUAAUACACAACAAAACACAACAGAGGCCCCUAGUGAUCAAAAUGAAACCCAGGAAACAGAAGUGACGCCGGAGACAGGAGGGGCAAGUGAAGAGCCAGCUGCAGUAGAAGUAGAAAAAGAGGAGUCAACGCCUGUAGUAGAGACUGUAGCUGAACAAGAAACGCCCGCUGAGGAAACUAACCAAGAACAAACCACUGAGGAAAAUACUGGAGUAGAACAAACACCAGUUGAAGAAACUACAGAAGUUUCCGAACAAAAAGAAGAUUCACCCCAAGAUGAAGCCGAACCAGCUAGCCAAGAGUCACAACCCGUAGAAGAUAGUCCACCAGCUGAAGAAGAUGAACAUCACCACCACCAUCAUCACGAUGAAGCUUAGAUUUAGUAUUAAAUUUUCUCUAAUAGUAACAGCGGCUUCCUCCCACGUAGAAAAAUACCUUGUACCAUAGAGCCAGUCAGCUGACAUCAGCCUUGCAGAGAGAUCCAUGGCAGUUACAACCUUAAACAUCCAAACUUUUGAAGCAGGAACAUUGUGGCGAUUUUGAUCCAGCUCACUUUCUAUAGACAUUAUGAUUUGCUAUCAGUUCAAGAUAGCCGGAAUCAGCUGUAUAUUUUAUGUAUAUGCGUACAGCGAUCUCCGUCAUUCUUGUGGGGUUAUAAAUCCGCGGAUACAUUUGUGAACAGGAUGUGUCAAGAUGAGUUUGCCUAUCAUCGAAGUCGUUUGUCGCCCAAAGUCAAUCAAAAACACUAUGGAGUUACUUCCGACAUGUAUUGAAGAGAAUUAGUCUAUUACCGGUGGCAAACACACACUGUCUGACAUGUAGUGAAGAGGGUUACACUAUCACUGGUGGCUUAUAACACUGGAGUAUCCAUUGUAGUGUUCAAUCUGUUUCGGUGUUACGUAGAACCCCUCUUGGUUCAUCCUGAAUAGCGUUGAGCAGGAAAAUGUCAUGCCGUUUUGUGACUGUGACUUUGCAAUAAUACUUGAAAUGAUUUAUCAUGGGGUUUAUCAGAUAUUUUAACAUGUAAUGUCUUUACAAGUUCUUCUUUGUCAGAUAAAUGCAACAGGUCAUCUUUGUAUACUACAUGCAUGUAUUUGACAUAAAAGGGUUUUUAUAGAUGGCCUUGGUGAAGGGAAUUUAAUGGAAUUUCAGCGAUAUCAAAAAUAAUUCUACUUCAUUUAAUUGGUACGGCGUUUGAUAUUUCAUGAACAUUGAACAGUGCUCCACUUUUUAUGCAAACUGCAGUUUUAAACCAGAAUGAACAGCAGUUUUAUUAAUUUUGUAAAUAAACCGGCGACACUGAGGCAACUGAUUAAGUUAUUAUCGCAGUGUGCAAGUUGAAAAUUGGAUGUACGUAUAAGUUUGGUAGAAAGAAAUAGAUUUAGAAAGGUUUUUCCUAACUAUUAAUUAAAAAACUUCCUGGAAUAAAGACAGUUUUGAAUAUACUAAUGUAAGUAUAAACGAUAUUUUUAUAUUGAGCAUGUUAACUUUAUUGAAUCUGACGUUCUCUCUGUUGUGUAUGAUUUGGUGAUUUCACUUCACAUAUUUCACUCAUGUAUAUACAGAAGAUGUUUCAAGUGCAAUUCCAAUCGCUUUUAUCAUCAAAAUAAGCCAUUUGCGAGAUACUUUAAAAACGAGGCGUGUUGAAUGGGCAGCGCAAAAUUAAGCGUUAUUUAAACCAUUGACCUGUGAGCGAAUAAGACAUUUGCCAUUCUUAGAGGACUACAAAAUCGUACAUAAAUACUUGCGAAUGAGCCAAUGUCCAUGUAUGAAAAAAUUCAAAAUCUUGACGAUUCUUAAACAAAAUGCCAGGGUCCUAUCAAUAUCGUACAAUGCAUCGUUUACUUUACAUAUCACAUUCCGUCCAUGGUUUCAUCUCCCUGAUGACAUCAAAUCAAGACAUUGCCCUUUAAUUCAUAAUCGUGUCAGAAACUAACCAUUUUGAUUGUGUAUCAGAGCAGAAAUAUAUAUAUAUCGAACGAAUUCUACGUUUCAGUUUAUUGGCAUUAGGGUUCCAAGCAACAAUUCAAUUGUAUACAAAGUAGACGAAAAUAACAGAAAUGUUAUUAUGAUGUCAUCUCGGCGCCAUUUUGUGUGCUUCACACCACUUUCUAAGCUGAUUACCCCAGAUAAGGAAGCAACUACUGUGAUAAAGAACAUUGUAUGUGUACAUAAACAUUGUCGUUUUGUUGAGUAAUUAUUGUAAACGAACACCGUAUAAUAAUAGGUAAAUGAGAUGGCAGAAUGUAGCCAUGACCAAAUGAUUUUUUAAAGUCAAGAAACUGGAAAAACAUCACUAUCCACUACAAAUGCAUAGUGGAAGUUCCAAGGAUGAAGAUAUGAUACCAAAUAUGGAGGCAUGUUGUAAUGUAUGGCACGAGGAGAGACAUCUAGCCAUUGUAAACACCCAAGUAUCAUUUUCCUUGUCCAUUUCAAUGAAGACACACCUAUAUGUAUAAUAUUCAACACGUAUAGUAUUCAGCCCGAAAUAACAUUUGAAUAAUGCGAAGGAAAAAAUGUAUAGUACUCAAGUCUUCCCAAAAUAUCUUUUGGCUGUCAGUAGUAGAAAGUGCAAUCUGGAUAAGUUCAAGGUCACGGCUGCAAAACUAUCGUUCGAGGGCCAGUCCGCACAAUUACUUGCUGUUUGGUCAAUUGCUUGGAAUAUCCUAGUAGUGGACCACAUCUUUGUUUUAAAGCGUUGUUAGACAUGUGUUUGUACAUCAGCCAUAUGCAUUGUAUUAUCCUUAAACAUUCCGUCCAUAGGUUGGUCAAAUCUUGCACUGCACAAAGUGCCAUAUCUGUUGCGAAUGCGAUGAAAUGUCAAAGUUCCCGCAAUUGCGAUAUUUGAAAAACAGGCAGGCUUAAUUUGCCACGUUUUGCUAAUGGCUUCAUCGAUUGUUCUAUCAUGCAAUAAGCGCGAAUUGCGUCACGCAAAAUAACUACGGCGGCUCUCUCUUGUCUCAGAUCAAGGUACUUGGUUCUCGAAGUUGAUUGAGCUAAUGGAAAAAAACACACGUUUUAAUCAAAUCGGUCCGAAUGUGAUUGUGAUGAAGUUAGAUUAUUUCUUAAAAGAAAAAAAGUUUUGCAGCAAUUCAAUUACGUGUUUAUGAUAAAUAUUUGUUCCAAUUGGUUCCAAUUUCCUAACGGGAUCUCUGAGGAUGCGUGCAAAGAUGUGACCAACCUCGCCUUGAAAAGCGACCCGCACUAUGUCUGUUUACACCAGUCAAUAAAGUUUUUACGAUUCGUUUGGA
This is a messenger RNA of Lineus longissimus, 3928 nucleotides long. RefSeq names its product cytochrome c1-like. The transcript is spliced from 13 exons. The record is from RefSeq and is a predicted model, not a curated record. Lineage: Eukaryota; Metazoa; Nemertea; Pilidiophora; Heteronemertea; Lineidae. The coding region runs from base 278 to 1054 and encodes 258 amino acids.